ACGGACGACGAAACCCGAACCAGAUCGGAGAAAGGAGAAGCCAGCCAAAGCCAACCCUAGCCCAAAAAUCGAAGAGCGGAGAAGAGGAAUGGAAAGGGGCGGCGCACAGGCCGCGUCGUCGUCGACAUCUCUGGGGAGCAUCAUAGCCUUGGUGGAAGAUCCAAUCGAGGUGGGAACAGUGAUUCAGAGCGGCAUGGCGCAAGUGUUCGAAUCUUGGAAGGCUCUACGGAACGGAAUCUUGGGCGACGGGAAACCAUCCGAGGAGAAGAGAAGAAGGAUGGAGGACGGCAGAGCACAAGGGGUCGUAUCGUCGGGGGCCGAACGGAGCAGAAGAACUUCCGGCGACGGCUUCACCGAUGCCGAGCUCCUUGACGACUGCAAGCAUCGUGAUGGAUCCAUCUACAGACGCACCGAUUAUUUCGGUAGACGUUAUCGUCUCCAUGAUAUCAGCGGGACUUGUUUGGAGCCAAUGAUCAUGUCGCAGCCAUUCACCUCUUGCCAGCCGAACUGGAAGGAUUGCAAAACACAUUCCUCUUUCCCCAUGCUGCAGAUAUUCUCGCUAAAGCUAGCUCAUUCUGUUGUUGAUGGCCCAGUUCAGCUGUAUGGAUACUUGGCCGUCCGGGAUGUUUUGAACCCUCUGCGUAACUACAUCUUCAACCGCACUAGGGCUGACCCUUUCAUUGUGGAGCGGGGUGGCUUUAUACAUAUGUCUGGCCCCAAGAGAGGCAUCACAAUGGACGCUAUGGUGCUAACUGAGUUCGACAUGAAGAUCAGGAGAGGCAAAGAAGGAGGUGAUUUGCAGCUAAUUGACGGUGCUAUCGUCUUCAACAACUUUGGCUGUAGACAUGGUAGAUUAAACACACAACGGAUUCAUGGUGAUAGUGGCGCAGUGGACAUAAGUUUUGCACUUCUGCACCGUGCGGUGGAGGCCACGGUACAGGUUGAGAUAUCAGAGUUACGGCAAGGCAGUGGCUUAAGCCUGUGUUUGACAGCGUCUCAUCUUAGUGAUUAUUUACUUGACGAAAUCCGGCUGUUUGAUGGUGUUAUUGCUGCCGGGGGAUGUGAGCUAAAAAGGUCUGUGGUUGCUGUUUUGUAUGAUAGUAAGUUUCUUGUAGCAUUGAAGCUCAGUCAGGCAGGUGGCUCAGAUCAUCGUGUGAUUCAUCGUUUGUGUGUCUGCCAGCCUGCAUUGCAUGGAGAUACCAUCUUCAUUUUGAAGCUUGGUUUCACCACUAUACAGCUGAAGGCUUGUAAUUUCUUGUGGCCAAGUUCCAAUCCCGAUGCUGGCUGUGGGGCUUCAAUUAAUGAAAACAGAGAAGUAAUAUACUCCUAACUGAUACUGGAAUGUACUUGAAUGCAAUGUUAUCAGCAAUGUUUCGAUGACUUUGUUUUUCCAUUAUGUUUUGCUAUUUGUUUGGUAUUAGGUA
This is a messenger RNA of Brachypodium distachyon (stiff brome), 1424 nucleotides long. RefSeq lists its product as uncharacterized. The transcript is spliced from 3 exons. The coding region runs from base 89 to 1330 and encodes 413 amino acids. The record is from RefSeq and is a predicted model, not a curated record. NCBI's taxonomy places the organism in Eukaryota, Viridiplantae, Streptophyta, Magnoliopsida, Poales, Poaceae.